Messenger RNA from Hydractinia symbiolongicarpus, 603 nucleotides. RefSeq lists its product as uncharacterized. The transcript has 2 exons. Bases 1 to 603 code for a protein of 200 amino acids. The record is from RefSeq and is a predicted model, not a curated record. Lineage: Eukaryota; Metazoa; Cnidaria; Hydrozoa; Anthoathecata; Hydractiniidae.
AUGUACUAUAAACUGAGAUUUCUUAUUCGGAUGCUAACAAGCAUUAUAGACUGCUUUGAAAUAUUUAUUGAGGCACCAAGCAAUUUUUUAGCAAGGGGACAAUGCUACAGUCAAUACAAAAAACACUGUACAAUCAAAGUAUUUAUUUCCUGCACACCACUAGGUGCACUGAACUUUAUUUCAAGUUGUUAUGGAGGACGUGCCUCUGAUGUACAAAUAGUAAGAGAAUCAGAUUUUACAACAACAAAGUAUCAUCACCCUGGCGAUCAAAUUCUUGCUGACAGAGGCUUCACAUUGAAGGAAGAUUUUGCUCUAAACUCUGGCAGUGAACUUUUAAUUCCUGCCUUUACAAAAGGUAAGAAGCAGCUGUCAGCAGAAGAAAUCGAGUCAACACGAAAAAUUGCAUUAGUAAGAAUAAAUAUUGAAAGAGUGAUUGGACUUCUUAAAAACCGCUACAUUAUACUGAAAGGCAUCAUGCCAAUAAGGUGUGUUAAAAGUAUGAAGGACGAAAAACUUGAUGAGACUCUAGCUAAUUGUGACAAAAUUGUUACGGUUUGUGCAGCAUUGUGUAACUUAAGUGAAAGCAUAGUUCAUAGGAAGUAA